AUGAACAUCGGCAAAAGAUUUGACCGCAUGAAGCAAUGGACGGACGAGAGAAUGGGCAAGGAGAUCAAGACUGCUGCAUCCGACGAAUUCAAGGCUCUUGAGCUUGAGAUGCAGUUGAGACACGAAGGCAUGGAGCGUCUGCAAAGAAGUAUGACGACGUACGUCAAGUCUCUGUCCAAGACCAAGGAAGCAGAAGAUAAGGAGAAGACGCUACCUAUUGCCUACCUCGGAUCGACCAUGGCCAGCCACGGAGACGACUUUGAGCCCGACUCGGAGUUUGGACAGUGCCUCUCGGCGCUUGGAAGAGCCAACGAGAGAAUUGCUCGCAUGCAGGAGAGCUAUGUCUCGAACGCUACAAACAGCUGGCUCGAGUCGGUUGAGAGAUCCCUGGCUCAGAUGAAAGAGUAUCAGACUGCCCGCAAGAGACUCGAGACCCGCCGCCUCGCUUACGAUACCUCGAUGAACAAACUACAAAGGGCAAAGAAAGACGAUUUUGCCCUGGAAGAGUCUGCACGAUCACAAAAAGCAAAGUACGAUGAGUCGAGCGACGACGUACAGCGCAGGAUGCUGGAUAUCAAGGAAGCAGAAGUUGACAGCAUAAACGACCUAUCGACCUUCCUAGAUGCCGAGUUAGCAUACUAUGACAGAGCACGAGAGAUCCUCAUGCAGUGCAAGAGAGACUGGCCCGCCCCCUCUGGUAACGCUGGCGCUGGUUUGGCUGUCCCAGGAAGCCGUGCUAGAGUUCCUAGAUCUCGCUCCAACACUGGCAACUCGGCAUCUUUCCGUCAAAUCGAUGAAGAUGAGCCAGUCCACGAUUUCCGCCCCCCGAUCCGCGCAAGAGCACCUUCUGGUACCAACUCUCCUCGACGUGAGCUACCUGGCUUCGAUCUCCCUGUUCGACCUUCUGCCCGUUUCGAGGGUCCUUCAAGUCUAAACUCUCGUGAACCAUCUCCUAUGUCCAUGCCUCGCCUGUCUCGAGUACCUACCGAUUCGUCCAUAUCCCUCAGGCAGGGAUUGAGACCUACCAAGCGUAAUGACAGCGCCAACUCGGACGUAUUCGGUGAUCAGGAUGACUAUACUUUGGACAACGACCGCUACGCCGAUGAACGUUCUGCUUCGCCGGCCUCAUACGGUGCAGCUCCUGCUUUCUCGCGCUCUGCCAGUUGGUCUCAGCAAGAUGGAGGACCUAAGAAACUCGCCCCGCCCCCGCCGCCACCUUCGAGAGCCAAGAAGCCUCCACCGCCGCCUCCCAUGAAGCGCAGCGCUUUGAGUUCGUCUGACGUGCCGCGACACUAUUAG
Molecule: messenger RNA, 1299 nt
Organism: Aureobasidium melanogenum CBS 110374
Lineage: Eukaryota; Fungi; Ascomycota; Dothideomycetes; Dothideales; Saccotheciaceae
Product: BAR-domain-containing protein
Exons: 6
Coding region: 1-1299 (432 amino acids)
Cellular component (GO): cytoplasm
Molecular function (GO): protein binding
Source: RefSeq, a predicted model, not a curated record